Molecule: messenger RNA, 651 nt
Organism: Heterostelium album PN500
Lineage: Eukaryota; Evosea; Eumycetozoa; Acytosteliales; Acytosteliaceae
Gene: efa1B
Product: elongation factor 1-beta
Exons: 1
Coding region: 1-651 (216 amino acids)
Biological process (GO): translational elongation
Cellular component (GO): eukaryotic translation elongation factor 1 complex; cytosol
Molecular function (GO): translation elongation factor activity; guanyl-nucleotide exchange factor activity
Source: RefSeq, a predicted model, not a curated record
AUGCCAUCAUUCUCUGCUGAAUUGAAUACUGAAGCUGGUCUCAAGGCUCUUAACGAGUACUUGGCCGACAAGACUUUCAUUGUUGGAUUUGUCCCAUCAUCUGCUGAUGUCCAAGCUCUUGGUUUGGUCGGAGCUACCGCCCCAUGUGCCACCAAAUACCCACAUGCCAACAGAUGGUUCGUCACCGUCAAGGCCUACACUGCUGAGGAAUUCGAAAAGGUUGCUGAAACCGUCACUAUCGCCGCCGCUGCUGCCGCCCCAGCCAAGGAUGACGACGAUGUCGACUUGUUCGGUUCCGACGAAGAUGAUGAAGAGUACGAGAAGCAAUUGGAGGAGCGUAGAAAGGCUGCCCUAGCUUCAAAGAAGCCAAAGGAGAAGGUCAUUGCCAAGUCAUCUAUCAUGAUGGACGUCAAGCCAUGGGAUGACACCACCGAUAUGGGUGAGUUGGAGAAGGCUGUUCGUUCGAUCGCCAUGGACGGUCUCUUGUGGGGUGCCUCAAAGUUGGUCCCAGUCGGUUACGGUAUUAAGAAGCUCUCCAUCAACUUGGUUGUUGUUGAUGAUUUAGUCAGUCUCGAUGAUCUCACUGAGCAAAUCGAGGCCUUUGAAGAUUUUGUACAAAGUGUUGACAUCACUGCCUUCAACAAGAUUUAA